AUGUCGAUAAUUUCGGCAAUAUUGAUCGAAAGAUGCUUUGCACACUCACUAUAUCCGAGACUACGAAGCAGUGCCAAGAAAGUGGAUCGCUGCGGGAAUUCAUGCGAAUGCGUUCUUUACCCAGGGACCGGCACCGUGCUGUAUCUUGUUUUCGGCGCAAGGUUUCUACGCGACCUCUUCGUUGUCAUGCUGCCGCUCGUAUUUUGCUACCUGGGCAGCUGUUUUCUCUUUUUCCUCAAAAUCUACUUCCUAAACGCGAAGAACCUCCGGACACUCCUGCGCACCUAUUCCCUACGCAAGUAUUCCCUGUCCCGGCGCUUCCAGCUCGAGGAGAACAUGCGCUCCCUCCAUCUAAUUCGAAGAAUCUUCUCUGCACACAUUGUCAUGUCCGUAUUCGGGACCUGCGUGUUUUUAAUGCCGCAUAUGUACUUCGGAACAAAUUCGCCAGAAUUAGAAGUAUCACUGGCUGGGUUGGAGUGCUUCCAGGCAAUCUUUGCAAUAAUGUUCAACACGGGUCUGAUCGCGCUCGUCCCGUCUUGGCGCAGACGAUUUGCCGAAAUUCUGCGGAAUCUAUGCCCGACCGAAAAUACCGUAUCCGAGGAGCCGAGUUGCGUAUCGACGAAAAAACGACCGAUUGCCCACGACGAGACCCAGAUCUAUUUCUCACAAUUGCAGAAUGCGUGGCAA
Mesorhabditis spiculigera is the source of this 687-nucleotide messenger RNA. Lineage: Eukaryota; Metazoa; Nematoda; Chromadorea; Rhabditida; Rhabditidae. The record is from the annotation of a GenBank genome assembly.